Molecule: messenger RNA, 1020 nt
Organism: Recurvomyces mirabilis
Lineage: Eukaryota; Fungi; Ascomycota; Dothideomycetes; Mycosphaerellales; Teratosphaeriaceae
Exons: 3
Coding region: 1-1020 (339 amino acids)
Molecular function (GO): 2-oxoglutarate-dependent dioxygenase activity
Source: RefSeq, a predicted model, not a curated record
AUGGGAGAUUCAACGGCCAGUCUCAUAGAGGCCUACCACGAUCUCAAUGCUAAUAUAGUUGAUGAGCUAGAGGACGAACCAAGUGCAUUGGAAUUCAUGCGAUAUGUGGCGAAGAAUAGACCUUUCGUGGUCAGAAAAGCCGCGACAGAGUGGCAGGCGUUCGAAAAGUGGGAUGCUGCCUAUCUACGAAAAGCAAUGGCUGGAGAAGACGUCAAGGUUGCUAUUACGCCGUCGGGCAAUGCCGAUGCUGUUGUGCGCCAAGAAGAUGCCAGUGAUGUCUUCAUGGAGCCUUACGAGAUCGAAGAACCAUUUGGCAGUUUCCUAGACGCCAUACAAGAAUCCUCUGGUCGAAGAGAAGUGGAUAAGGCAAAUGUGCGAUAUGCUCAAACCCAGAAUGACAAUCUACGGAAUGAGUACUCACCAUUGCAGUCCGAGGUCCCAAGCGAGAUAUCCUUUGCCCGCAUUGCUCUCGAACAAGCUGCCGAUGCCAUUAACCUAUGGCUCGGCAACGAUAGAUCAGUGACUUCACUGCAUAAGGACAACUACGAGAAUAUCUACGUCCAGAUUCGGGGCCAGAAGCAUUUCACCAUCCUGCCUCCGGUCGAGAUGAGCUGUGUGAACGAACGACUACUACCAAAAGGCCGCUUCGCUCCUAGUGACAUUAAUGUCGGGCAGGAGACUGACGGUCUGAUCGUAAAGCUCAACACGAAUGCUGAGCCAGUACCAGUCGCUACAUGGGAUCCAGACACGCCCGAGGAGAAGACAACGCGGUACUCGCACCUCGCGAAGCCUUUGCGUGUGACGCUACGAGAAGGCGAUAUGCUCUACCUACCUUCACUAUGGUAUCACAAAGUUAGCCAAACGGCAGGCGAGGAAGGCUUCGUAUGUGCUGUCAACUACUGGUAUGACAUGGACUUCGCCGGGCAGCACUGGGUGGCGAAUCAGUUUGUCAGGGAUGUGUACCAAGACGAGCAGAAGAAGCCACAAUACCCGAGUCUGACUAUCAGUACGGGAGAGUAG